Messenger RNA from Folsomia candida, 2263 nucleotides. RefSeq names its product methyl farnesoate epoxidase. Gene Ontology annotation, cellular component: intracellular membrane-bounded organelle; cytoplasm. Bases 612 to 2111 code for a protein of 499 amino acids. Gene Ontology annotation, molecular function: heme binding; oxidoreductase activity, acting on paired donors, with incorporation or reduction of molecular oxygen, reduced flavin or flavoprotein as one donor, and incorporation of one atom of oxygen; iron ion binding. Gene Ontology annotation, biological process: xenobiotic metabolic process. The transcript has 9 exons. The record is from RefSeq and is a predicted model, not a curated record. Lineage: Eukaryota; Metazoa; Arthropoda; Collembola; Entomobryomorpha; Isotomidae.
AGUUUAUCAAUGUUUAUGUUAAUAAUAAAUAAUACCCGCUUAAAUAAGCAAUUAUUAAAAUUAUCUGUGUACAUUUACGUCAUAAUUUAACACAUGUAUUUACCUAAUUACGGAUUUUUCACAGAACUUUCCCAAUUGCUAAUGGCACAUACGAGAGGGCAUAUGAUAUUCAACCAUGUUGUUUUGUUAUUGAUUGACUAUGGCCUGUUUAACCCCACAUAAUAUUUGUACUGUACUGUUUACUUUGUAAAGUUGGACAUAUAUAUAUAGUAGUUGUAUGUAUGAUUUAUGUAAAAGUUUGAUGAUGUUGCUCCUCUGAAAAAAUCUGAUUAGAUCAUAAUAUUUUGAACUUGAAAGUGAUGUGAGAUAUUAAAUGAAUUGCAUCAUGAAUGAACUGUGGACCCUGGAGAUUAAGCCACGUAUGUGUUGGAUAGUCUGUAGAAAGCAAAAUUUAAUAACGAUUAUUGUGAUUGAAGAGUGAUUCAGUCAAUGCACAGUCAUGAACGAAUAUUUCAAUUAAAAUUUACGAAGUUUUCGGAAAACUGACUCAUCUCCUUCGUUCUUGGUUCUCUUAUUUUUGCUGGUUUAUUGUCAGCAAUAAAUCAAGGAAAAUGAUCACAGAAUUUAUUCUGAUCAUUAUUGCGCUGGGUGCACUUUAUUCCUGGUGGAAUUCUCGGUCACCAAAAAAACUUCCUCCAGGGCCAAGUCCGUUUUUCCCAAUCUUGGGCAACAUCCCUCAACUUAUCAAGUACAAGGCGGAGGCCAGCUAUGAAACCUUUGACAAGUUGGUAGAAGUAUAUGGUCCAGUAGUUUACAUUAGAUUUGGCGCAAUUUCACAAGUGGUGGUACAAGACUUGGCUCUCGCCAAAGAGGUUUUGUCCAGCGAUGUUUGGGUGGAUCGCGUGUUUGACGAAUACAUUGGCGAAAGAUCGUGGGGAAAGUCACUCGGCAUAAUUUUCUCGUGGGGCGAAGUGUGGAAGGAAAUGAGGAGAUUUUCUAUGAGAACCCUCAGGGACUUUGGUUUUGGGCGAAUUCAAAGCAUGGAAAGCGUAAUUGACGACGAGAUUACGCUGGUGCUGUCCUCCCUCGAAAACGUUACCUCUUCCAAGAAGGAAAUGUCCAUGCGACAGUUUUUCACCGUGUCGAUUCUCAAUAUCUUGUGGAGUAUGGUGGCCGGGUUCAGAUUUUCCCAUGAGGAUGUUAAACUCAAGAAGCUCAUCAAUUUAAUUGACGAAACGUCAAAGAAUAAUCCCGCGAAGGCUGGAAUCGUCCAAGCGUUCCCAUUCCUAUUUCGAUUUGUCAAAAACUCCCACCGUGCAAACCGUAGAAGAAUCUUUAUUGAAGAAAUGCAAAACUUUUUUAGGGAAAUCUUGGACGAAAGGCGUAAAAGCGGAAGCUACAAGGAGGACACCCCCAAAGAUUUUAUUGAUGUUUUCCUCCAAGAAAUUGACGCUCACAAGAACGACGACAGUUUGACAAACCUUUACACGGAUGAGCAGUUUAUUAUGGUCUUAUAUGACUUAUUUGUCGCUGGGGCUGAAACAACCAGCAACACGCUGGAAUUUGCUAUGCUUUACAUGGUUCUUCAUCCUGAAGUGCAAACCAAGGUUCAAGAAGAAAUUGACCGAGUCGUUGGGAAGAGUAGACGAGUCACUUUGGAAGACAAAUCCAAAAUGCCAUACACGGAAGCAACGCUUUUAGAAAUUCAAAGGGUGGCCAAUGUUUUGCCUGUUGUCAUUCGUGGUUGCAAUCAGGACACAAAUAUUGCGGGUUACCACAUUCCAAAGGGUACCUUGGCUGGCAUCAGCUCAAUUAGUUUGCAUAACAGCAAAGCCAUCUGGUCAGACCCUGACAAGUUUCAGCCUGAGAGGUUCCUGGACGAGGACAAGACCAACAUAGUCAACGCGAACAAGAUCCUGCCAUUUGGCCAUGGAAAGCGUGUGUGCUUGGGCGAGGCCUUGGCUAGGGCUUCCCUCUUCAGCUACUUCGCCUCCAUCCUCCAACGCUUCUCCCUCACGCCGUCCCCAGAACAUCCACGGCCCUCGAAGGUUCCCGUGAAUGGAUUUACUCUUUCACCCCAGGAGUACUUUGUCAUCCUCAAACAGCGAUGAACAUAAUCAGUCAAGCUCCUCGUAUCAGAAUUUCCUGAAGUUACGUCUUUAACGAUUAUGCAUGUGAUUAUAUUAAGCAUUGCUUCAUUUAGUUGGUUUAUUAAUUACAAAAUAAAUAGAGAAGUUACCCAUUUCCUCAACUUGCUCAACGA